AUGCCGCCUCUUGAGGUCAUCUCAUUGGCAGAAAUCCCCUCCGUAGCGGCUCUUUAUCGCCAAAGGCUGAUUGACGCAGGUGAUGCAACCGCUGCGAGUGUUACGCCCUCUCAAGCUAUCAAUAACACAGUCUCGAUUAUCAGAUAUGACAUCACCAAGCUCAAGGUCGAUUGCAUCGUGAAUGCUGCGAACCAGUCCUUACUCGGUGGAGGUGGUGUAGACGGUGCAAUUCAUCGUGCAGCUGGUCCUGAACUACUGGAGGAAUGUCGCGAACUUGAUGGGUGUGAGACCGCCGAGGCCAAGGUCACAUCUGCUUACGAUUUGCCAUGCAAGUAUGUCAUCCAUACAGUCGGCCCCGUCUUUGAACGGGAAGAUUCUCCCGCUGAACUUCUUCGAUCUUGCUAUCGACACUCCUUGGAAGAAGCUAUCAAGAAAGAAGCAAAGUCUAUCGCCUUUCCGGCCAUUAGUACGGGUAUCUACGGUUACCCAAGCCGGGAUGCCGCUGCAGAGGCCAUGGAUGAAGUGCGAAAGUUCCUUGCUGGACCCGGUCAGGGACGUUUUGAGCGCGUGAUUUUCACCAACUUUGAGCAGAAAGAUGUUGCUGCUUAUUCCAGGCUCGUUUCGAAGUACUUCCCUCCUACCGAAGAGGACCUAGUGGACACUUGA
Penicillium paradoxum is the source of this 666-nucleotide messenger RNA. Its product is annotated as macro domain-containing protein. Lineage: Eukaryota; Fungi; Ascomycota; Eurotiomycetes; Eurotiales; Aspergillaceae. The transcript is spliced from 2 exons. Bases 1 to 666 code for a protein of 221 amino acids. The record is from RefSeq and is a predicted model, not a curated record.